AUGGAUAGAGAGUUCGAAUACCUAUCCUACGGGUCGCUGAACUCGAUCCGCCACAACCUUUCCCUACACAACAGAUUCAUGCGUGUACAGAACGAAGGUACCGGAAAGUCAUCUUGGUGGGUCCUGAACCCAGACGCUAAACCUGGCAAGUCCACUCGACGCCGUGCUAAUACUAUGGAAGGUGGACGCUACGAGAAGAAAAGAGGGCGAGUAAAGAAGAAACUGGAGGCGCUGAGGAACGGUCUGGACACGACACCUUCACCGUCCUCGUCGCUGAGUGAGAGCCUUGACUUGUACCCCGACUCCCCGCACACCCACCCGGUACACCCAGCCUUCAGCCAACUCUCCCCGCAGGACUACCGCCCACGGGCCUCCUCCAACGCCUCCUCCUGCGGCAGACUCUCGCCCAUCCCUGCCAUAGAGUCAGAUAUGCAUGACUCACAGGUGCCGCCCAUGUCUCCGGGUAUCGGUGGGUGGGGUGGGGAGUACUGGCCGCACCACGCCCACCCUCACCCACACCCCCACGACCGCUACGCCGACCAGCUAGUGGACUCUAUGGGAGAAGGACUCAAGUUGGGACCGGACUCGUGGGGCGGCCCUGCACGCCCACCCAACCCCCAGGACUGUAUGAAGCUCUCCCAGCUGUCGCCCCACGGCCCGCCCACACCACACAUGAACGGCUACCUCCCUCACCACCACCACACUCACCACCAACAGGGAUUCAACGCCUUUGAAGACUUUCACCGGUUCGGGCCUCUCAACCCAGCAGCCUUCCCACACCCGCCCACCCCCCAUCCACCCACCCCGCACCAGGACAAGAUGGCCACGUCCACACGCCAACACCCACACAAUAACUACUCCUUGACCAAUCUACAGGCCAUGUCCCCGGCGCACAGUGUCCACAGUCUGUCGCCGACGCAGCCACUAGGUGAGGGCCACUACCCAGGGCCCGGAGGCGAAGCCCACCAGCCCACCAACAACUUUACAACACCUCCCACCUCACAACCCCCGCACACUGCCCACUCAGCCCACUCCGCCCAUACUGCCCAUUCUGCGUCCAGCAGUGAGCCAAAUAUGCUCAGGGCAGCAUUAACCCAUCGUGAACAGCAGCAGCAGCAGCAACAGCAUCAGCAGCAACAACAACAGCAACAACAACAAACACACAGCAGUAGCCCCGGCAGCAGCGACACGGGGGGCGGGCCAGGCCCUGGUGUGCCGGGGGGCGGCUCCGGUGGUCCCGUGCAUAUGCCCGACUUUGUGGACUUCGACACUCCGAUACAGGGCGGCCUGGACUGUAACGUAGAGGAGGUAAUCAAACACGAGCUGCAGGUGGAAGGAAACCUGGAUUUCUCUUUCCCACAUGGACACCACGGCCACCACUCCCACGGUCACGCCCACGCCGUCGCCCACGCCCACGCCCACGCACACUCUCACCCAGACCCUCCUCAGAUGGCAGCACCACCUGGGAUGUCUUAUCCCUGUUCGUCCAUCGCGGCGGGGAACCAGUGGGUCCGCUAAAUGAUGGGGAAGUGGGCGGUUGGCCAAGACCUGCAGAUGAAGCAUCUUUCACUGGUUGGUGUCUCCUGCACCCACCGUGACGCCCACAUACAGUACAAGGGCGCAGCUUACACUGCUGUCAUGUUGCAGAGAACACCAAGUUUGUACUGAAUGACCGAGCUAGAAUAUGACCAAUAGUAAAUGUAUCUGCCUGAGAAGGGUGUGGGUGUAGGUCACACUAUGAGAGGGAGACAACCAUCUGCUGUGUGGUACGGCAGGGAAUGAGGACUUGUAUGAAGGGCGUAUACUUCAAGCUGCACAAUGAAGUACUUAGCCAGGAGUAAAGUGCCCUCUACCAUGUUCACUUGAACAUGGAGUCCUGUGGCUACCUUCUGUGCCCUCGAUAUCAGCUGAAUUAAGAGUGAGCUCCUCACACUGCCUCUGCUCACCACAUCAGACGAAGGCAACAAAAUGCCUGAACUGGAACAUUUUACUCAAGGAUUAUAAGCAGAGUCAUGAAGGGUGCCUGAGACAGUAGAUGCCAUCGUCUUGUCACAGUUCUAGGCAGUGAGGAGUGGGGUACAGUACUCUGUGGUGAGGACAACCACACAUCUGUAAUGUGGAUAUGCAAGUUUGGAUAUGUGAUGGAUAAUUUUCUAUAGUAAGGGUUGUGAAAAUGGAUUAUCAAAAGAUAAGUGGUAUUAACUGUACUGAUUUAACUCAAAAUUUUGAGUGUGUUGUGAUAGAGAUAUAUCUAUAGGAAUAAUGAUGGAGAAAUGUACUCAGUUAAGUGCAUUAUCCACAAAUGUUGAGAGGCAAACGAGGAAGAGACUUGCGUAGCGCUGCAGGCAGUGCGUGUGGAUCCGGCCAACGCUUAGGGUGGAUGUCGCCGACUAGUCUGUGACACUCAGUGACAGUCUCUUCAUCAAAAAAGGCUCUUGCACGACACUGUGACCCCAGCUGUGUAUUGACUAUGGGCAUAAAUGAAAAGGAUCACUAUUAUCCAUUUCUCCAUAGUCUUUCAAAUAAUUAAUAAGGGCUAGUGACUCCAAGAGACUGCCCACCAAUGUUUGUGGCUACCAGGUUGAGUUUAUAAGAGGUUUAACCACAGCAGUGUGUUAAAUAUGGGGCUGUUAAAUGCCAGACUAAACUGCCUUGCUCACCUCAACUCACACCGCCAGCGACAUGGUGCUUUUCAUGUAUCUUUUUGAAAUUUGUAAAAUCUUACUGAUUCAAGUGAGGAUGAGAUGAGCCACAUCACUUAUUCUUUAUAUUUUCGUAUAAUUGUUGCCACACUGUAUUUACCAGUAGGUGAUCUGACUAACCUCUAGCUAGCCAUUUAAUUGACUUGUGCAUUUAACAUUUCAAUACAGGGGACAUUAUUAGACGUAUUAACUUUGCACAAUUGCACUUUAUGGUCGUUGUUUUUGGAAGUAAAUUUUAUUCCAAGCUAGGGAGGUUGGCCAAGACACCAGUGAGUAAAGAUAUGGGAUUAGAGACACCAGUGGCGAGAAAAUUGUCCCUCAUAACAUGCUGUCUUCAAGUGUGACACACAAUACCUGAAGACAAAGUCAGCUAAGGAGUGAGCAGAGAACAGUAGACGUUUAUGUGUACAGUACUUUGUUUACCUAUUAUUUCCCUGUGCACAGUUGUAGUAUGUGAGUGGAGGCUGUAAAUAUCAUGCCAUUCUUAUCUUGUUGCUCAAAAAAAAUUUAAAUAUCAAAUUUUACUAGCAUCUAACAUUUAGCAUUCCUUGUGGAUAAAAUGAAUAAACCAACCUUAGCUACAUAGAUGAGUGUGGCGCUCCACUACACUGCUGGCCAGGUACUCCUCGUUUACCAUCGUGUGGACGUUAUGCUCCUCACUCUUGAUUAUGUGGUGAAUGUAAACUGAGCAUUUCAAGAAUUAAGUUCAGAGAGAGACUUAUCUUCCAGAGUAACAGAGACGUGACCGAUUGCCCGAGCGGUUAACGAGCCGAUCGGUGGUGAAGAGGAUAUAAGUAAAGUAAACAUAUUUAAUUCCAUUAACCAUAUCAUUGUGCUGAAAUAUGUCUUGUUAUUUGGUUCAGGAAGAUGAGUGAUUAAUGUUAAUUUGUUUUUAGUAAUUUCACAGAUUUAUCAGAAUACAGUUGUUAUUAGUAUGGUACUUAAUCAAAAUGUUUUACCAGCAGUGGUUGGCCAGCCAAGGCUCUCCAACAUAGUUCACUUGAGCGCUCACUUACAUUUACCACAUACACGGUCUGAGGGUCUGUGUGUAAACUCCGCUGGCUGGCGUUUGUACAUACUGUAAUAGAUUAUUCCUAUGUACAUACUUUUUUUAUGUCGUAGGUCAACUAGGAAACAGAGCCUUGAAGCAGUCGGCAGAAUUGUUAGUUUUGUAUCGUAGUACCGACUGAUUUAUAAUGUCACAAUCACAUAUGGACAUGGAUUCCUUUUACUGUAUCAUUCAUGUAUUGAAAUUAGAUCCUUUAUGUUGGUUCUGGUUAGUGUGUGACCUCAAAGUCUCCUCCGUGGAUCAUGUAUGAUAACAAAAUGCUUUACGCUGAUUCAUAUACCACACCAGAUUCAAUAUAUUGGGUCAUGUAUGAUAGUCUCCAUAUGCUGGUUCAUGUUUGAUGCAAAAUAUUCUAUGGUGAUUCUUACAGUAUAUGAGAUCAGGUUCUGUCUCUUGGUUCACUCCCUAAAUUCCUGUCAGCAUGUGCUUCUUGUUAUGAAGGGAGUGAACCCAGUCAAGCAUUUGAACCAUUUUAAUAUUAUUUUUUUUUUUAAUAUUAAUUGGCUGUGUUGAUGUUUAUUAUUAUUAUUAAAGUGGGUAAUUAGUAGUUAUUUAUCUACCAUUUAUUGUGUAUUUUUUUAUUAUUAAUCUUCAAAAUCUUGGUAUUUAAUGCAAAAAAAUGUGGUAGAGCAUCGUGUGUAAAACUGUAUAUGUGAUGUUAUGGGUUAUUGACAGAGGUAAUGAGAUGGCCAAUGAUUAAAUAUCAUAUUUUUACUAUAUAAGUUUGAGUUUGUAUGAGUUCAUCAUUAUAAAAUUCAACUUUGUUUAACAUAUUGUAAACUUGGAAGUUAGACCAAUAGCCAAGCAUCAAGUUCCCUGGAAAGCUUUUUCAGAACUGCUAUAUAAAUAUUCUGUAUGUAGAAUUAUGUAACAGUGUAAUUGUUUCUGUUAAAAAUUUGAUGUUAUCAUAGACUUGUUUUAAAUGACAUCGUUGUGUAAGGAAUUGUAUAUUUGAUUAAAACAUGCAAUUGGUCUAUAAGCAAAAGUACCAAUAUCAUUUGAGUAAAAUGACCAAUGUUUGGAAGAUUAUGCUAAGCUUUCAUUAUAGAAAUUACUUCACCAUAUCCCUUUGGACUUUACUGGCAGGAUUUGUAGCAUGACUCUGAAAUAGAGUUGAAAAACAUUGAUAACUUUUCAUGUACUGUACAGUGCUGUAUGAAAUGAAAACUGGGAAAGCACUUGAGUUUAAUGUUUUACAAUAAGAAAAUUCACUUGGACUGUGAAACCUGUUCUAAUAAUAUGUUUAUUAUAUACAAUAUACAGUGAACCCUCGAAGAUUCGGACUAAAAGGGGGACCACCUGCCCGGAAAAGCCGAUUGUCCGGAUUUUCCGGCAAAUAAUAAAUGAUAUAAGAAACACCAAAAAUACAGUACUAAUGUAGUGAUAAACAAAUUACCAUAUAUAAACCAGGCAUUUACCUAUGAUAACAUAAUAAGAAACAUUGUGUCAUUACUAGAGUGAAUUAUAUAAUAUUCCCACAAACAACAAUUGUCAACUCGGUUUAUGUUUCCCACCUCUGGCACCGUGUCCAAGCAUCUGAUGGGUCAAGCAACGCCCACAUGCCUAAAAUGUUCUUUGCUCUGGUUUGGGAAUGCUUCUUAGGGAAACUUCUAGGACACUUCUUAACCCAGAACCCCAAAAUUUAUUGUCUGGAUCUACCAAAAUCCGGAUUUCCCGGGUCCGGAUCUUCGAGGGUUUACUGUACUGAAAAAUACUGUGAAUAACUGGAGAUAAAAACUAAAAUUCAUUUAUAAUACAAACCUACUGUUUUCCAAUACAGUAAUGUAUGUUGUUCAAAUAAUAAUGUUAUAGUGUAAAUAUAAUAGCAUCUGGACAUAUAUUAAAUGUGCUAACCAGCCAAGAAAUCUAAAACUACAGUGUUCUCAAAAUUCAAACAUUUUUACUUAACUCAGAUCUGCCACGCAAUUACAUCAAGAAUAAACAAUGAAACUGCCAUUUUUCUCCACUGAAAAAUGUAAUAAGUUACAGGAUUCCACUCCAUUGGUGAUAUUAUUAAUCUCUCUUUCUAUACAAAUUAAUUUGUGAUGCACAUAAUGAAGUAAACUUCCAACAUUCAUAACAAGGCUUGUGAGUGAACAAUCUGAUGAUGUGUCUGUGUAGAGUUAUAAGUGAGGUUAUAUUGUAAGUGUAAACAUUAUGGAAUAUUAAAAGUGUAUGUGGUCAACAGCUUGUACCUAGCCUCAAAGAAAGGUGGCUUCAAAUCUAUAAUGCCAUAAAUUAAAAUUAAAAGUUUAUUCAUUAUAUAUAUUUUUAUACUGUAUCUGAAAUGCAAAUCCAAUUUUGUUUACCAUGUGUUAUUAAUCAGAAACUGAUGUAUUUUGAUGUUCAAAAAGGGAAAAUUAUAAAUUGGCAAUUAAUGAUAAAGAAUUAUCAUGGAAGCUACAUAAAGCUUACAACUUAAAGUUAACCUGAUUUUGAAUGUAAUGUUGAGACAGCCAGAGAUGCAUAAUUGGCAGAAUAAAGAUAAUUUGAUGCAAGAGAAGUUCAUUGUUGGUGUCA
Messenger RNA from Homarus americanus (American lobster), 6291 nucleotides. Its product is annotated as forkhead box protein O-like. Gene Ontology annotation, biological process: regulation of transcription by RNA polymerase II. The record is from RefSeq and is a predicted model, not a curated record. Gene Ontology annotation, cellular component: nucleus. Gene Ontology annotation, molecular function: DNA-binding transcription factor activity, RNA polymerase II-specific; RNA polymerase II cis-regulatory region sequence-specific DNA binding. The transcript is spliced from 8 exons. Lineage: Eukaryota; Metazoa; Arthropoda; Malacostraca; Decapoda; Nephropidae. Bases 1 to 1518 code for a protein of 505 amino acids.